Molecule: messenger RNA, 5690 nt
Organism: Hemibagrus wyckioides
Lineage: Eukaryota; Metazoa; Chordata; Actinopteri; Siluriformes; Bagridae
Product: BRD4-interacting chromatin-remodeling complex-associated protein
Exons: 14
Coding region: 394-3870 (1158 amino acids)
Biological process (GO): positive regulation of DNA-templated transcription
Cellular component (GO): SWI/SNF complex
Source: RefSeq, a predicted model, not a curated record
UCUUCGGCCCGCCGUUCUGAGCCGAUGAGGAUACACCAAUCGGUCUCCGCUCCGUGUGUGUGUGUGUGUGUGUGUUUUUACCUUUGUGUUCAGAUCGCCUCACACUCGUGUUUCUCACCCAGCCCAGUCUCCCCCAUCUCCCCCCCUCACACUCCUCCCUCAGCCUCAGCAUCUCAAAAGGCUACUGAGUGAGAAUCGAUGGCGCAGAGGCCCGCCUGACAGGACAAUAAAAACCCACAAAGAAGCGAAGACAGUUAUGUUCCUGUUAUGGGAGAUAAACCCAGGGUGCCUGGCCUCCCAGGCCCGGUUUCAGUCCCUGAUGUGUGGCCUUUGAGACGUCCACCAUCCCUCGAUCCCUCUGCUCUUAAUGGAGCCCUCAUCUUCUGAGUUGAAAUGGAGGAUGAAGAUGGCACAUGUUUACUUGAUGUGUUGUGUGACCCACAAGCCCUGAAUGACUUCCUUCAUGGGACAAAAGAGCUGCUAAGUGGAGACCUGCUCAUUAAUUCUUCCUCUGGGGAGCCGUCCCUGUUCACAGACACGCCGAGCCCUGUCUCUUUGUUGGCAGAUGAUGCUGGCUCUCAUGACACACCUAUAUCAGGGUGUGUGGAUCUCUCCUUCCUGGAUGAGGCCUUGCUGGCCUCACCAGCAGGAGGAGAGGAUUCUGAAGAGGUAUGUGAACCUCCACAAGUUGAGGCAGAAGUGCCACAGCAACAGGAAGAGGAGGAGGAGACAUGUGAUAUUCUACAGCAGAGUCUCCAGGAGGCUGACAUCACUGAGCACACACUGGCUUUAGAGGCAGGUCUUGCCCAGUCUAGUGAAGCGCUCUCUCUCUACCCAUCUGGUAUACCCCCACCUUCACCUCCAUAUAUGUCUAAACCACUGAGUAUCUCUGGGGUCACACCAUUGCCAAGGGACACACAAGUUGCAGUGGAGCCUCCUCAACCGUCCCUGUUAGCCGUUGGACCAGGUUGCCCUUCACUCAAGCCUGUACCACCCCAAUUAAUGGGGCUGCUGCCUGGGAACGUGUUCCCUGCACCUCCCACCUCUGACACAUCCUUCUGCCUGAGUCGUGCACAGGGUUCCAACAUGAUCAUCCACAAAACCCUACCAGGCCUUACACUGAGCCCUGCUGUUAGGGCAACAGCACCUCCAGAGAUUAUAUUGCAAAGGACCCCUCUGCCUAUCCAACCCAAGCUGCCAGUCAACAUCCAGCCUAGACUGGUACAGAUAAGCCCAAAAUCGUCAGAGCAGAAAUCAUCUCCAGGACUUACUUUCAUUCCUCCAGCUGCAUCGCAAAAUAUCCUGUUGUCCUCUCCUGUGGGCCCCAGGCAGCCUUUGCCAUCACAGUCUACAACCACACUCAACAAGCCUGUGAGUUUGCAGCUAGUCAACCAGGGAGGCUCAAUUGUCAUUCAGCCCCAGAGUCUAUUUCAGGGCCAGAGCCACUUUAUAUUGCCUAGUCAAGGCUCUGUAAACCAGUCUGCAACUGUCUCUAGGCCACUGCUCAGCACGACAAACAAUCAAAUGCCAAGCGCAGCCCCUCUGGCAGGACAGCUUGUUGAUGGCUCACAGAUUGUAACAGUACGCCCCAGGCAACUGAAUUUUAGCCCUGUGUUUACCACUCCGACUGGGCAGCUCACACUCAGACAGGGAGCUCUCCUGUCUGGACCCCUGCAGCUUCAGUCAGCGCCUCCUACCGUCUUCCAGAUGCCGGCGCAGCUAGCAGGGGCCUACUCUGCUCAUGCACAUGGGCAGCAAGGUGGUGUUGUCCACACUCCUGCCUUAGGGAAGCAAAUCACCCUGAUCAACACUCCUGGUGUGCUUGCCCCUGAUAUGACUGCCAUAUCAAUAGUGAAUGGGCCAUCCUUGGUGCAAAGCUUGCCCUUUGUGUCCCAGGCACAGAGGCCUAUGGCAGGGGGCCCUGAGGAGCAGCUUAGUCUUCCACAGACCCCAGUGCUUCUUUUGCCUGAGAGAACAACAGCAGAUAAAAAUGCAACAAAUGAACAACUACAGAGUAUCUUACAACAAGGCACACUGUCUCCCCCAGCUUCAGUGCAAGCUGCUGUAGCUAAAAUGCGCACACAGCCUUCCCCAGUCAUUACUCUAUUGCAGGCACCACCAGAGAGCACCAAUUCCCCUGAGCCUGUCACAUUAUUGUCCAAACACCUAAUUACACACCCAGAGAAGCAGCAAGCUGUUGAAGGAGGCCAAACACCACCAAAUCAAGCAUUCAUGCACCAUCCCCUUCAGGAAGCACUUAUUCCUGCAGCUUCUGCUGAGUCUCUAGACAGUAACAUCUCUCCUGCAGCUAGUGAGACAGAGUCUUCAAACAUGGUACUGGCUGUGUGUGCCUCAUCUGACGUUCUCUCUGUGCUGUCUGAGUGUGGAGGAAUCCCCACUCCAGUGCAUUCUGGGUCAGAGCAUGGCGACAUGUUAGUCUCACCGUCCAUAACCCAGUGUUCUGGAAGUACUCCCUCGACAAUGUUUCCUACACCCCCACUUUCAGACAGACAACCCUCCUCAGCGUUUGUGGUUCUCGGUGGUAAAAUGCAGGGGCAAGAGGAAUCCAUGCUGUGCAUGAGUCCAUCUUCAACACCAGAAAAGAUGUGUGUUUCUGAGCAACCCAUCCCUGUAUCUACUGGCCCCAGUGGAGUCCUGGAGUCUGGCCUUAAUGAAGCCCGACAGCACAUGCAACAAAACAAACUGAAACUGGAACUUUCUGGUGUAGUGGAUGAUGAAGUUGCUUCACUGGACCUGCAGGAGAGUUUCGAAGGCUUGUUAUCCCAAGACACCCAGGGCCACACUGCACUUCAGGUGCCCUGUGUCAGCGUGAAGGCAAGAGAAAGACUCACUCCAGCAGUGCGCCAGCAGAGGCUCAAGCAGCAGCUUUGUUCAGACUAUGACUCGGUUCUUAAUCCAAAUACGUGCUCACGGUUCACUUCGCUAGAGGAUGCUGCGAGACACCUGUUGCCAUAUCAUACCUGCUCCAGAGCCUUACCCAGCCAAGCUGAUCUGCUAACAGUGGAUAAGCAGUUUGAGAAUGUAUCAGAGCUGCUGCUGAAAUGUACUACAGACAUGCUAAACAAAUACAGGCAGCUCUUACUGGCAGAGUCUCAGCAAGAAAGUCCUUCAGCAGAGAUGGUGAUGCUGGAACGCUUAUUCCUGCAGUCUGAGCGACUCUUACUCGGGGAAGAGAGACGCAGAGCAAGAGGCGACCCAGAGUCCUUUCUGAUGUCAUUGCGUAAAGCAUCUUGGCACCGCGGCAUGCUGCCUUCACGCCACUCUGACGCCUCAGCCAGUCCCCCGUCACCCCCUGCAUGGGCUCUACAUUCAGACAGACCCCCGGGUCUUAAAACAUAUUGCUCCAGGAGCAGGGGGGCGCUGCGCCUUACCAUCAAGCACGAGUCCGGAUCACGCAAAGUCAUCCAUAACUCCGCCUGUGACGAGCCACAUGCCCCCGCCGGACAUAAACGCACCUUAGACGGGCAGCUAACUAACAGAGGAAGGAACGAACAAGAGAGGCAGGACAAACCGCCGAGUCCUACAGAGACGGGUUCGGAGCGGAAACAAGAAGAGGCUGAAGUGGACAUGAACAGGACAGCCUGCAAUUCUAUCACAAAGUCAGAGCACAAAUCUGAAAGAGCAGAGGGAUCGUUUCCAGAUGUGCAAACCCCAGAGGUUAAGAGAAGCAAGCUGGAUGUUGCAGAUGGGAUGGGGGAUGAAGGCGGUCUGAGCGAGCACCUGCAGAGUGCUAUAGACAGCAUCCUGGAGCUUCAGCGGCUUCAGGGACCAGCAGCUUGUCUCAAGCCCAAACUCCAGCCCUGCACGCUGGAGCAAAGCAUCAGCUGCGUGCUGGAGGGAGAAAUGUAAUCCACACAACGAGGAGAAAAAAAAAAACAAAGUGCUGCUUACAUCCUACAGCUGAGUAUAACUAACACUGUCUGACAUCCACGACAGAUGCUAAAUUCUUAAUUUGUUCAUUCCCGCUCUAGGGGCUCCAUAUUGGCAUACAAAAGGACCUGAUGUAAAGCUGAUCUAAACCAGUAGACUGGGAGACCUGAUGUGAAUAAAUUGAGUGGAGCACCUGUUUUUUCUAAUAUGCGCCACAGUAAUUUCUUUCUUUCUUUUUUUUUUUUUAAAUGUUGGAUUUAGUGUUAAGUAAGGAAGCUUCCAAUGUGCUUGAUUUGUGCCAACAUUGACAAUGUUGUCAGUUGCAUUUGCCGAGUGCCUGUGUGUAUCGUUGUCUUUUUCUGAAUGUAUGUCUGUGCGUUUGUGUGAUAAGUACGAUAAUUCAUGUGUGAAGGGGGAAGAGAUUGCUUGGUUAUAUAGAUAUACUUACAGUUUAAGAAAGUUUGUACACUACAAGUGUAUAGUAUAUGGAUACUGAUGUCCGUUUCAGCUUGUUUAUCCCCAAAGAACACACACACGCUUCAUUCUGAAAAUCACCAGCAAAACCUAUUACUGCAUUCAAGAGAUUCUUUUCUUAAAAAGACAAAUCGUCUCCACUUCAUAUUUAGCAUCAGCGAUUAUUGAAAGUAAGAUGUUCUACUCCAGUUACGAAAUGAGCAGGUCUUCUUUUUGUCUGCAGUAAACUGUGAUGCAUCUUACCGUCCAUCAAGGAGACAACAACAAAAAAAAAAUGCUCGAAGAGAUAUUCUAAAAACACAAGCAAUAAUGAGCAGUUGGUCUUGAAUAUGUGGUUGUGCCUCGGUCCAACUUCUAGUCACUUUUGCUUUCUGUAUCGUGAUUCCUAGCCGUUCAUCGCCUGUAUUCUGGCAUUAGAAAACAAAUAUGUUAAAAAAAAUAACGACAGCAAUAUCAAUGGAUCAUUGGGAAACUGAUGCAAAUUCUCAUCAGGAUACAAAAAAGGAAUUUUAUUUCACGUUGUAAAAAUUAGCCCGCAUCCAUGAAUCACUUAGCGCUAACGCCGCAUCCAGAAGUACAAAUCAAUGUUGAUUUCUUGACAAUCUUAAAAUUUUGUUAGUGCUGUAUGUCACAAGGUGAAAAGAUGAAGCAGUAGGUCCUUGUAAGCAAAGAUUCAGGAUAUAUAGAUUAUAUGGAUGUGGAAUUAACUACUACAGUAACUAAUAGGGCUCGAGCAGGAUAGAGCUAUAAUUAAACGAUCGUGUCAUUAGGUUAAAUAUCCGCAUCGCAACAGAAUUUAAUAUCCACGUUUGACGCAGUCUCACAUUUGAGUGGUAAUUUAGACGUACUCCCCAACAUGCUAUGCACUGGUAAACGUUUCAGAGUACUCAAGUCACAAAAACCUAAGGUGACGGUAUAAUGCACUUAACCCUACGAACUGUGACAAGCCCUAAAUGUGACAAGGUGCCAUUUUUCGAUGGAUGAUGUCAUUCUUCUCCAGUCAUUCGCCUGUUUCAGUUUAUUAAAUACUGUGAAUAUGGUAGCAUGUGUUGGACACCACUUCAGACGACGACACAUUUUACUGACAGAUCGUUCUGAUGCCAAAAUCAAAGAGGCCUUAAUUCUGCAGUACCAGAUUGUAAAGAAAAAAAAAAGGGGGUAAUUAAAAAAAAAUGUUAAAUCCCAACUGAUGACUCUUUUGACCCACCGUCAUGUUAAGUCAUUCAUUUGAAACAUAUAAAGAGAAAAUCUUUUGUAUACAUUUUUACAAACUAUUUAUUUAACUGUGAUUUUGUAAAUAAUAAAAAGUAAAAUUGUGAAUGGAA